AAAAAACGAGUGAAUAUGUCCGAAAGUGCUACAGACGCUGUGCAUCCUCGGUUUUUAAGAAAACCUCGGCACUACGUAAAUGCUUUGAAAGUAGCCUUAGUACAGUUGUCAGUGGGACCAGAUAAGGCUAAAAAUUUAGCAGCUGCUGUCAGUGAGAUACACAAGGCUAAGGAAAAGGGAGCACAAUUGGUGGCCCUGCCGGAAUGCUUCAACUCACCGUAUGGAACAAAGUAUUUCGAGGAGUACGCAGAGGAAGUGCCGUCGGGGUUGACGUCCCGGACGCUGUCCCAAGCGGCGGCGGAAGCGGGGGUGUGUGUGGUGGGGGGGACGCUGCCGGAGCGGCGCGGGGCCGCGCUGUACAACACGUGCACGGUGUGGGGCGGCCGCGGGGAGCUCCUGGCCACGCACAGGAAGAUGCAUCUCUUCGAUAUUGACAUACCAAAUAAAAUAACCUUCAAAGAGUCUGAAGUUUUAAGUGCUGGUGACCAAAUAACCACAUUCGAUUACCAAGGAAUCAAAAUUGGAAUCGGAAUUUGCUACGACUUGCGAUUUUCAGAAAUGGCACACCUUAUGGCUAAGCAAGGUUGCUCACUACUCAUAUACCCGGGAGCGUUCAAUAUGACAACAGGCCCAAAGCAUUGGGAACUAUUAGCUCGAGCUAGAGCCAACGAUGAGCAACUCUGGGUAGCUCUAGUGAGUCCUGCGAGGGAUACCACUGCGGGGUAUGUGGCCUGGGGUCAUUCUCUACUGGUGGACCCUUGGGCGACCGUCGUUGACCAGCUAAGUGAGGGCCCAGGUACACUCGUGGCAGAUGUUGAUUUAAAUGUAGUUGAAGAGGUUAGAAGCCAAAUACCCAUUAGAGUUCAGAGAAGGACAGACAUAUACGACACAAUUCAAAAGAAGUAAAGCAAUAAUGCCGAUUUCUAGCCAUUAACAAAGUGUUAUAUGUAUAUUUCAAGACAAGAAGAAAUGAAACUAUUGUUUCGAAUAUGUAAUAAUGUUUAAUUUACUCGUUGGUUACUGUGUUAUAUUUAUUAAAAUAUAUUUUAUAUGUUAAUAUAUAAUGUAAUUAUAGCUUCGAUUUUUCUUUCUG
This is a messenger RNA of Melitaea cinxia (Glanville fritillary), 1093 nucleotides long. RefSeq names its product omega-amidase NIT2-like. Gene Ontology annotation, cellular component: mitochondrion. The record is from RefSeq and is a predicted model, not a curated record. The transcript is spliced from 6 exons. Gene Ontology annotation, molecular function: omega-amidase activity. Bases 16 to 906 code for a protein of 296 amino acids. Gene Ontology annotation, biological process: oxaloacetate metabolic process; L-glutamine metabolic process. Lineage: Eukaryota; Metazoa; Arthropoda; Insecta; Lepidoptera; Nymphalidae.